UGUCAGUGAACAGAGAGGGCUCUCUGUCUGGGGCGAGCGCUCUAGUGAGCGUGGACGGAUGCUUAGGCAGUAGUCCUGGCAGCGGCAGCAGCGGCAGGCAGUGGUGGUGGCAGAAGAGGGGAAGGGAGACGGCCCCGAGACCUACACACACUUUCAAGUUCCCUUGGAGGGAGAGGAGUUGGGGCUGCAGAAAGAGGAGGCCAGGAGCGGUCCCAUCUAUCCCAUUCCAUCUCCCCCUUCUUCCUCUUGCUCCCUGGCUGUGCAAGAGUUCAGGAUUUGGGUAGCCAUACGUGGCAGCGAGGGCAAAGGGGACGGGAGAGUGGGGACCAGAACCAAAGGUGUAGUGGAAGAUGCCCAUCCUGCUGUUCCUCAUAGAUACGUCCGCCUCCAUGAACCAGCGCACUGACCUGGGCACCUCCUAUUUGGACAUUGCCAAAGGCGCUGUGGAGUUAUUCUUGAAGCUGCGAGCCCGAGAUCCGGCCAGCCGCGGAGACAGGUACAUGCUGGUCACCUACGAUGAACCUCCGUACUGCAUCAAGGCUGGUUGGAAGGAAAAUCACGCCACAUUCAUGAGCGAACUGAAAAAUCUUCAGGCUUCUGGACUGACUACUCUUGGUCAGGCUCUAAGAUCCUCAUUUGAUUUGUUAAAUCUCAAUAGAUUAAUAUCUGGAAUAGACAAUUAUGGACAGGGGAGAAAUCCGUUUUUUUUAGAGCCGUCUAUUUUAAUUACCAUCACAGAUGGAAACAAGUUAACAAGUACUGCUAGCGUUCAAGAAGAGCUUCAUCUUCCUUUGAACUCUCCACUGCCGGGAAGUGAACUAACCAAAGAACCUUUUCGUUGGGAUCAAAGGUUAUUUGCCCUGGUGUUGCGUUUGCCUGGAGUGGCUUCUACCGAACCAGAGCAACUAGGGAGUGUACCAACUGAUGAAUCAGCCAUCACACAGAUGUGUGAAGUCACAGGAGGUCGCUCCUACUGUGUAAGAACACAAAGAAUGCUGAAUCAGUGUUUAGAAUCACUAGUUCAAAAAGUGCAGAGUGGUGUAGUUAUUAAUUUUGAAAAAACAGGACCAGAUCCACUUCCUGUUGGAGAAGAUGGACUGAUGGAUUUGUGUAGGCCAAGCAACUUAUUUGCUGCUCAACCCUGGCAUAGUUGUCAUAAACUCAUCUACGUACGACCUAAUUCUAAAACUGGUGUUCCUGUUGGACACUGGCCAAUUCCAGAAUCUUUCUGGCCAGAACAGAAUUUACCUUCUCUACCUCCACGAACAUCUCAUCCUGUUGUGAGGUUUUCCUGUAUCGAUUGUGAACCAAUGGUUAUAGAUAAACUGCCCUUCGACAAAUAUGAACUUGAACCCUCUCCCUUAACUCAGUACAUCUUGGAAAGAAAAUCUCCUCAUACUUGCUGGCAGGUGUUUGUCACCAGCAGUGGAAAAUACAAUGAGCUUGGAUAUCCAUUUGGUUAUUUAAAAGCUAGUACGACUUUAACUUGUGUAAACCUCUUUGUGAUGCCUUACAACUACCCAGUUUUACUUCCUCUUUUAGAUGACUUGUUUAAAGUUCACAAGCUUAAGCCAAAUCUGAAGUGGCGACAGGCUUUUGACAGCUACUUAAAAACUCUGCCUCCAUACUACUUAAUACCAUUAAAGAAAGCACUAAGGAUGAUGGGAGCUCCAAAUCUGAUAUCAGAUAAUUUAGAUUGUGGACUUAGUUACAGUGUUAUCUCUUACCUUAAAAAACUCAGCCAACAGACCAAACUAGAGUCAGAGCGAAUACUAGCAUCAGUGGGGAAGAAGCCCCCCCAGGAGAUUGGUAUCAAAGUGAAAAACCAUUCUGGAGGUGGCUUGCCCUUGGCUCACAAUAAAAACUUUAGAAAGCUGUUGAAAGAAAUCAUAGGGGAAAGUGCACCAAGACUGACAGAAUUGAAUACCAAAGAAUUUGCUGGCUUCCAAAUAGGGCUCUUCAACAAGGAUUUGAAACCUCAGACAUACAGAAAUGCUUAUGAUAUUCCACGUAGAGGACUUUUAGACCAGUUGACCAGAAUGAGAUCCAAUCUACUGAAAACACGGAAGUUUAUUGUUGGACAAGAUGAAGAUUCACUUCAUAGUGUUCCAGUUGCACAAAUGGGCAACUAUCAGGAAUAUCUAAAGAUGCUGGCUUCUCCACUACGAGAGAUUGAUCCAGAUCAACCAAAAAGACUGCAUACUUUCGGCAAUCCAUUUAAACAAGAUAAGAAGGGAAUGAUGAUUGAUGAAGCAGAUGAGUUUGUAGUAGGGCCACAAAACAAAGUGAAACGUCCUGGAGAACCCUGCAGUCCUAUGUCAUCUAAGAGAAGGCGGAGUAUGUCCCUGCUGUUGAGGAAACCACAAACACCACCUACUAUAACUAACCAUGUGGGCGGAAAGGGACCACUCUCAGCCUCGUGGUUCCCAUCUUGUCCAAACCUCAUAAAACCCACCCUUGUACAUCCAGAUGCCACUGCCAUUCAUGACAUCCAUGAAGACAAGAUGGAAAACGGGCAAAGCCCAGCUGAUGGCUUCUUAUUAAAAUCUGCUCCAGCAGAGUUUAUGAAUGUGGCAGGAGACGGCCUUAUGUCCAACCAGUUGGAUUCUCUAUCUGAUGAUUUUACUGGCCUCAGGAAAGAUGGACUCAUUCACAAACCUACUAAUAAUAUACUUCUAGGAGGAGCCAAAACCUGCACUCUUUCUGUAGAUGAUAGAAAAAUCCCAAUGGCAUCUGCUUUGGAAACUGUGCCAAAUUCAAUGCAAAUCACUCCUGCGAUGGCACAAGGCAUCAAUGCUGACAUAAAGCAUCAGUUGAUGAAGGAAGUCCGAAAGUUUGGACGAAAGUAUGAAAGGAUUUUCAUUUUGCUUGAAGAAGUGCAAGGACCUCUGGAGAUGAAGAAACAGUUUGUUGAGUUUACUAUCAAGGAAGCUGCAAGGUUUAAAAGAAGAGUUUUAAUUCAGUACCUUGAGAAGGUACUAGAAAAAAUAGAUUCCCAUUACCUUCUUAACAAUGUGAAUCACAUCAACAGCAGAUCAUCAUGUUAAUAUCAAGACAAGUGAGGAAAAAGAACACUGUAGGAUGUUGGAUGUCACUCUGUAGACCAGACUGGCCUUGAACUCAGAGAUUUGCCUGCCUCUGCCUCUGCCUCCCAAGUGCUGUAGGAUGGAAUGGGACCUUAAUAAAGCCCACUAGAAUGUUUGAGUGAAGGAAAUGACCUAACUCAGGCUAAGAAAAGUGUUUGACUAGAUAUUUUAAUGAUUAUCUGGAAGUAAAUCUGGGCUUUUGCCUUAAGAUUUAUAAUUGAAAGUAUUUUUUUAAUUUCCUUCUUUAUUUUUCCAACUAGGAAAAGUGAUGUUAAAUCACAAAGCACUGCUGCUCCUACUACAGCUAACAGAGUUCACUCAUUUGAGCGUUACCAUUCCAGACAUUUUCAGAGAGGGCAGGGGCCACCUGCUUAGUAUCCACUGCUUAGUAUCCUUAUUGUGUCCCAUAAAACAAGUGAGCAUAUAGAAUCCAAGUGGUAAUCACCACUCACCAAUUUCUAGCUGUGCCUUUUAAACCAUGCAAUAUUCAGGAUAGUUGGAAUCAAAGAGUAAAAAGCUGCUAUUUAGGUAACUUAUUUCUCUCUGGGAAGGGGCAGGGAGAGUAACCAACCAAACUACCUCCAGUGCUCUUCCAUUUUUUCUAGAAACAUUACAAAGUGCACCUGAGGCUGCACUAACCUCUGACAUUUGUUCUUGCAUGUGACAACAGAAAGUCUUCAGGUAGACUUGUACAUUUUGUGCUUUGGAAGCACUAAAAGGAAAAAUAAUAUGUAUAUUUUCUUUGAUGUUUAUAUAAAAGUUUAUAUGGAGCAGUAUUGUUGUUUUUAUUUGUAAAAAAUGUAAGUGAUCAAAGAGAUUUUCACUUUGCAUAUAUGAAAUAAAAUCAUUUUAUUGAUUUUCAAAAGUUUAUUGCUAAUACAUUUCUAGUUGUAUGUCUCUUGUCCUAGCAUUCCUUUCAGAAAAAAUGUUAGACACUAUUGUAGUUGGAAUUUUCUUUGGGCCAACAACCAGCUCCCAAAUAAAGGCACAGAGACUUCUUAAUUAUGAAUGCUAUACUGAUAGAUCAGUGCAUCUCUCACUUCUCAUCAGAGAAGCUAAUUGCUGUAGAUAGUACUUCGCACACAGAUACGCAACUGGUCAACCUGCAUGUCAUUAGGAGUAAUUUUCAUACUAUGCCCUUUUAGGAGAAUAACAGUAUUAGCUUCUUCUCUAGAACACUGACGUAUCUAGUCACAGUGACAGGUAUGGGUUACUUCUCUUAGAGCGGCCUUAGAUCCAAUCAGAAAGUGAUUGACUACUCCCAUAACAUGCCAUUAUUGCACCAAUGGGCACAUCUUAUCAGACCUGUUGUAGUUUGCAGGGUUCGCAUCUAAGUGAGAUUGAGAAUGACUUUUUUCCUCUAGCAAUGUGCAUAGCAUCUUCUAGCACCAUGAAUGCUAACCAAUAGGGAUGAAGCUUCCAAAUAAGUACUAGCUUGAUUUUUCCAUGUUCUAUGACUUACUUUAACAAUAGAAUCUUAUUAUCAAAUUCUAGAGAGAGCUAAGAGUAUUGACAAUACUCUAUAAUACAUGGAUGUCUAUGUAACCCCAUUGAGCAACAACUCAAAAAAAGGUAGCUGUUGUUUAUCAGUUUCCUUCCAGAUUGAAAAAUUCCAUCACUCAGGAAAACCCUUAAGAGAAGGCAAACAAAUAAAAAUAGCUCAGGAAGUCCCUGAAACUGAUCAGAUUUAUUAGGCUCCUCCUUGCCAGAGUAAACAAGACUUUUCAGAGUCUCUCUCAGACAAGACAAACUGCUAAGAAGACCCUGAGACCAGAUCAACUGCCUGGAAGAAGCAGAAACCAGUGAAGCUGCCUGGAAGAGGUUUAGACCAACUGAGGCACUUGGAAAGGACACUCUCCAACUUGUUGAGAUGCUGCAGACUGUGCAGUGUGCUCCAGGUUCCCAGCUUUGUGAGCUGUCACUGUGCUCCAGUGGACUUUGGUGAUGCGGCUGUCUUUGAGUCAGUUCCUGUAAGUGACCCCUCACUCAGAUUCCCGUAAGUAACCCCAAUAAAACUCAUUGGCCCAUCUAGUUGGACUUUGGUGGUAUCCCUACUUUGGUCUGUCUUUGGCUCCCUGUCUGGGCUGAGUAGACAUGUGUUUAGUGUCUCCCCAGGAAAAGUCUUGUCACACAGCAACAACCCAUUUCUGGAACUGGAGUUUUUAUUUGCUAGUGUGGGGCACUGGAGUACUGUCUCCGGUUUAUAAUAACCGAAAUGAAAGUGGAAUAAUGUGCAGAGUCAUGAGAACAUAGUAGGAGAGCUUUGUGGUUUUUCAACCUACACUUGUCCAACCCUUUUCAAGAUAUACCCAUGAUUUUGAAAAUGGCAUAGUAACUGGAUUUAAUGUAUAAACACUCUAAAUCUUAGAUAUCAAGAAACUUAAGGAAAACAUGGAUAAAUGGCUGAAUAAAAGCAGGAAGAUUGUAUAUAAAUAAAUAUAAUGAAUAAGUUAACAAAAAGAGAAAGCAAAUAGAAAGUAUGGACCGGAAAAGUAUAAAAACUGACAUGGAAAAUUCCCUAAAAGAGUUCAACAACAGAUUUUAGCAGACAGAAGAACCUGUGGACUUGAAGAUAGGUUGACUGAAAGUAUCCAAUGUGAGGAGCAUAAAAGAAACUAGUAUUAAGAAAAGUGAAAAUAACAGAGGGAUAUAGCUGUCAAGAGACCUGGGUUCCAAGUCUUAGCACUAAAACAAAACAAAAAACCAAUAAUUAAUUUGACAGACUCACCUUACCCCAUGGGCCAUAUCAAGCCUGAAAAAUAUGUAUGUUUUAGUUACUUUUCUAUUGCUGUGACAAAACCCUGUGACCAAGGCAACUUAUAGAAGAAAGUGUUUAUUGGGGCUUACAGUUUCAGAGGGUGAGUCCGUGACUAUCAUGGUAUGGAGCAUGGCAGCAGGCAGACAGGCAUGGCACUGGAGCAGUGGCUGAGAGCUUAUGUCUUUAUCUGUCUUAAGAGGCAAAGAGAGCUAACCUGGAAUGGUGUGGGCUUUGGAAACCUCAAAGUCAACUCCUAGUGACACACAUCCAAUAAGGCCACACCUCCUAAUCCUUCCCAAACAGUUCCUCCAACUGGAGACCAAGUAUUCAAAUAUAUGAGCCUAUGAGGCCAUUCUCAUUCAAACCACCCUAGUGUACAUUAAUAGGAUUCCUAGAAGAAGAGGUGAGAAAGCAGUGUGAAGACUAUGUAAAGAAAAUAUUUAAAGACCCAGCAGUCCCAAACUCUCAAAUUUAUUAACAGAUGUAUAUCUGUAUACCCACCUAACUCAAGGAAGUGCAAAGCAGAGAAACAGAGAGCCACUGACAUAAUAAAACCAUUAAGAGACAAAAGAUUCUGGAGGCCGCCAGAGUAUUUUGUUACAUACAAGAGACCCGCCCUAAGUUUAACAUUUGGUUUCCUAUCAGAAGCCUGGGAAGGCAAAAAGCAAUAUAAUAAGAUUGAAAAUGCUAAAAAGGAGUUGUGUGUGUAGCUCUGGUAGACAACUGUCUAGUCUGCACAAUGCCUUGGGUGCUGUUCCCAGCACUGCACUCGAAAGGAGAGCAGUGGAUUCAAGCAGUGGAAGGGAAGUGCUGUCAGUCAGGACAAACAAACCUUCAGUAAUGCUGGAGAAUUUAAGACACUCUCAGAUAGACCAAAAAAAUAAGGGAGUUCAUCACUAUCCACUGCCUGGAACAUCAGUGUUCUCCACGCUGAAAGGAACAGACAUACAUAAAAGACAGCAACUGACAGAAAGAAAGAGAAAUCCUCAGUGAAGGUAAAUGCAUAGGUUACCUUUAGGUUUUAGGUUAAAUCUUGGGAAUUGAGGAUAAUGUAGAGUUAAUGAUUACAGAGUUUAUCUUUGUGGGGUAAAUAAAUUUAGAGAGAGUGAUAUGGUUAUAGAAUAUUGUGAAUGCAAAAAGCCACUGAAUUGCACACUUAAAAUGGGUGAAAGUAACAAAUUUAUGUUAUACAUAGUUAAUGAUUUUUUAAAUGUUAGCUACCAAAAGCCACUGAACUGUAACUUAAAAUGGAUGAAUAGCAGUAUGUGAGAAUUAUAUGUCAGUAUGCUUAUUGACUAUUGGGAGGAUGGAUUUUGAAAGGACAUGAUGUAACCAUAUGCUUUGUGCAAGGGGCACGCGACAUUCAAAGCCACAAGCAGACUGAAAAUGAAAAAGUAAAAGCAGUUACUCUGUGCAAAUGAUCAAUAAUGAGGUUCGUGACAAUACAAGGCAUGGACCCAGAAAUUGUUAUAUGAAACAAAUAAUGACCUUCUACAUUGAUAAAUGGGACAAUUCAUCAAGAUGUGAAAAUUAUACACAUGCAGUAAAUGGGAAAAAGUUAAAUGAAAGAAGAAUUGAGAUGAUGAAGAAACAUAGAACUCCACAAUAAUAGUAGGAGACCAUUAGAUACAACUAUUCAUUUCAGAAAAUGAAAAAAAAGAAGCAGAGAACUUGAACAAUGCUUAAAAAAAUAUAUUCAACAUACCUGUAGAGCACCACUCAUUAAGUCUGCUGCAUUUUGUGCAUCCCUCAGGAUGAGAGCUAAUUUUGCUCACUAGCUCCCUUUUGUCCUGUUCAGUGAGAAAGAGUGGCUCCUUUAAAGAUCUUUCUUGUGGCAAUUGCCACUGAAGCCUGUCUACAGAGGACUCCUGGGCUGGUGGCAGCCAGUUUCCCUGAUCUCCAGGCUUGUGUGUAACAAGUUCUGGUCAGUCUCCCACUGGGGCAGAGGACAGCAGCCCAGCAGCAGUAGCUGGCCAGUUACUUCCUUUCUGAUCUCAGUCACUAAUCAGAUUCCUGGUAAGACUAGUACUCUUUCAUUUCGGGCUGGAGAGAUGGCUCAGCCUUUAAAGGCUAGGCUCACAACCAAAAUAUAAGAGUAUCCUUUCACUUCUUUCCAUUCCAGACAAACUGUGUGUGUGGGGGGGGUGGCAUUUGCUAGUGGCUAGUACUUAUAGUACCGGUUUCUACAAAGUUCCAAGUAACCACACAGCAUACAGCUGCACAAUGACUAGGCCUGCUCCACAACAUCAGGAUUUCAGUGCCGAGAUACAUACACUAUUCCGUGGGUGAGCUCAUUUAGCGUGGACUGCAACUCAUGGGUCUGUUCCGUAGGAUAUUUAUAAUGGCUCUUUGAGGACACCUAUGAGGGGUGUUUGUUUAGAGCUGCCAGUUCUCAACUGUUCUGUAGAAUUGUGUGGGCUUCCCUCUGGUGAGGUCCUGCCUGAGAUCUGUGGAGGUGUUCUGCCCAACCAGUAACCACUUUGCGCAGGCUACGUGCCUUCUCUGCGCAUGCACGCAGAAUCUCGAGGAGGCUAGAACUCUGCGUGGGAGGAGAGUCGGGGAGGCUCAACGGACUUCUCCGUUCAGCGGUUUCUCAGUCGUCUUCUCUGUGAGUCCUCUGCUACUUUUGCAGCUACCGUCAAGUAUGAUGGCUGAAAAAGGUGACGAGCUUUCUAUAUGCUCAGAAAAUAAAGAGAGGCAUGCUGGAGAAGCUGUGGGUCAUACAUUACCCGAAAUGAAGCACAUUGUUUCCUGGAUGCCAGUGGAGGAAAAAGAAGGAGAACUUCAUCUUAAGGCCACAGUCAUUGCAAAAGAAGAAGGUGCUACUGUCAGCCCAAAGGCCCAGGAGGAGAUGGUGGAAGGUGGUCCCACCACAAGCAAAGGCUCCCCAAAAUGGGUUCUGAGAAAGAAUGCUCCGUUUGACAAAUCCACUUAUUUUAGCAGUGCAGGGCUAAUUCCUGAAGGUGGUGAUGCCACAUUUACAGGAGGAAUCAUUAGCAGAGAGAGCCCUGUAAGUGCUCCGAGAGUUGCAGCACUGACUAUGGGCAAAGUUGUGGCCAAUCAGUACCCAGUAAGCUGUGAGAACCCUAAUGCUGAUGUAAAACAUGAGCUAAUGAAGGAAAUUCGACGAUAUGGACGAAAAUAUGGAAGGAUUUUCAAGCUGCUUGAAGAAGUGCAGGGACCUCUGGAAGCCCGGAAAGAGUUGGUAGAGUUCACCAUCAAGGAAGCGGCAAGAUUUAAAAGACACCACUUAAUACAUUAUCUCAAGGAGAUCCUGGAAAAAUUAAUGUCAGAAAGCUCUCUCAAGAACGAUGAUCUACACCCAAGUGUGUGAUCCUGUUAUUACUGUGGUCAGCAAGAUACAACAAAUACUUUAAUGUGUUCCAGAAUGUAGUAGGAGGAUGCUGAAGUCUAGCAUGUGUUAGUUAAGAUAACUAUGUUUAAGAAAAGUAUUCUAAAUUACGCUUAGUAAAAAAAUAAAUGGGCUUUUGUCCCUUGUGUUUUGUUUGAAAGCA
Mesocricetus auratus (golden hamster) is the source of this 9359-nucleotide messenger RNA. RefSeq names its product integrator complex subunit 6-like. Gene Ontology annotation, cellular component: integrator complex. The transcript has 22 exons. The coding region runs from base 351 to 3047 and encodes 898 amino acids. Gene Ontology annotation, biological process: snRNA 3'-end processing. NCBI's taxonomy places the organism in Eukaryota, Metazoa, Chordata, Mammalia, Rodentia, Cricetidae. The record is from RefSeq and is a predicted model, not a curated record.